UCUCGGUCCUUUUUCUUUCUUUUCUUCUUUCAAGCGCGUUGAAUAUCAUUCCUAUCUACCAGUUUGCCUUUCUAUGUCCUUCCUUUUAAGUUCAUAUUAUUCAAUUUUCUUUUUUAAUAUACUAACCCUCAUUUCCCUUCAUUGUCAAUUCCUUCCGCUACCCUCCCUUUUUAAAUUCAAUUGGCUGUCACCAGCAUCUAGGUCCUCCAGUUCUUACAUGCAUAUUAGGCGCCAGUGAACGAUCAGUACCCCUGUGUACUGCGCGACUGGAUAUCUCUAGUACCUGAGUAAACACUGUGUGGCAAAUAUCACGCAUGAACUGUCGCUCAUCUACUCCCUCGAAACUUCACAAUGAGAUGCGGCUUUAGGUUAGCAUUAUGCGCAUGCCUACUACUCAUCGUCCCACUAUACCUAUUAAAACUCCACCUAGAGGAGAUCUGCAGCCAGUAUCGCGCAGGCGCAUACUUAAUAGAUUGGCUGAACUCCAAGAUUCCCCACCAUGAGGGCUUAUCCCACUACCACGCAAAACUGGGAGACAAAGUGAUUGUGAUGGCCAGACUGGAGGAAGAACCCACCGAAUGGGUCGAGCAAGAACUUCCUGACUGGCAACGUGCGAUUUACAUUGUCAACCCCUCGAAUAAAACCAAAGCAGACAAACACAAACUGAAAACCGCCCUCAACAAGGGCCACGAAUCUAUGGCCUACCUCACGUAUCUGAUUGACCAUUAUGACAACCUUCCUUCCACAAUCGCUUUCCUCCACGCCCACCGCGCCGGCUUCUUCAUGGCCUGGCAUGUCGAUGCGCCUUUGCACGAUAACGUAGCAGCGAUGCGCGCUCUACAGCUUGAUUUCAUUCAACAGAACGGUUACGUCAACCUCCGUUGCAAUUGGAACCCCGGGUGCAAGGAGGAACACCGCAUGAAUCGCCAUGUAACGCAACAGGUCUGGGAAGAAGUAUUCGAAGGGACCAGCACCCCACCUCUAAACACAACCACUUCACCCGCCAUCACAGACGACCCCUCGUCAGAGAACCGUCAAACUCAGAAAUUCCUCCAAGCGCCCCAACUCGUCGGUGCAGCAUGCUGCGCGCAGUUCGCUGUGUCACGCGAACAGGUCCUGAAACGACCCCGAGAAGACUACAUCAAGUUCCGCCAAUGGGUCAUCGACACAGAAAAAGAUGACGCCAGUAGCGGACGAGUCAUGGAGUUCCUCUGGCAUGUCAUAUUCGGCAAGGAGUCCGUAUACUGUCCGGACGAGGAACUCUGCUACUGCCAAGUAUACGGCAAAUGUUAGGACAUUCCCGUUCCUAAGAUAUAUAUAUAUAUAUAUAUAUACUGUACACC
Molecule: messenger RNA, 1343 nt
Organism: Aspergillus caelatus
Lineage: Eukaryota; Fungi; Ascomycota; Eurotiomycetes; Eurotiales; Aspergillaceae
Product: DUF3431 domain-containing protein
Exons: 3
Coding region: 352-1293 (313 amino acids)
Source: RefSeq, a predicted model, not a curated record